Messenger RNA from Amblyraja radiata (thorny skate), 815 nucleotides. RefSeq names its product deleted in primary ciliary dyskinesia homolog (mouse) (gene dpcd). The transcript is spliced from 6 exons. NCBI's taxonomy places the organism in Eukaryota, Metazoa, Chordata, Chondrichthyes, Rajiformes, Rajidae. Bases 67 to 678 code for a protein of 203 amino acids. The record is from RefSeq and is a predicted model, not a curated record.
CGCGCCGCCAGAGAGGGGCGGGGCCAAGGGCGGCCGUUGCCGUGGAGACGGGCAGCCCGAUGCAAGAUGGCGGCGCGGGGCUGGCUGGAGAGUCUGCGGGGAGCGAAGAAAACAGCGGUGGUGCAGGAAGGUAAGAGGAAAGUCCAUUAUGUAUUUACCGAUGGUGCAGAAAUGGUGGAAGAAUAUGAAAUUUCCAGCGAUCAACUAAAGGUCAGGAAGUGGAAGCAGAAGACCACACUGGGAUCCCCUGGGCAGUGGCAAUUCGAGGUGGGGGAAACGUAUUCUCGACCUGCAGGGACCUUGGAGCAGCAGCUGAUACACGAGAGUGGCAGCAGUCCAAUUUUCACACGGCAGGACACCAAGACCUGCUUCCAGUGGCGGAUUCGGAAUAUACCGUACCCCAAGAACGUGUACACAGUAACCGUUGAUUCAGACCAGCGAUGCUGCAUCGUGAGGACCUCGAACAAAAAGUAUUACAAGAAGUUUAAUGUUGCCGAUAUGGACCGAUGCAACCUCCCUCUGGACAGCUCAGCACUCAGCUUCACUCAUGCUAACAAUACCCUCAUUAUCACGUAUCAAAAGCCGACAGCAAUCCUGCAGCUGGAGCAGGAGGUGCAGCAGGAACUGAAGAAGAUGAAGGUGGCAGAGGAUGGAGAUGUGCAGUGUAAAACACAGUGAUCCUCAGCACUGGUAUCUGCCUCCACAGGCAACGCGUAGGGAGAAGGCACAAACCUGUGGUCGCACCCACUAUUUCAAAUCCACCUUCCAGUUGUAUAUUUAAAAUCCCAUUAAAGUUCUGCUAGUUUUUGAAUAUA